Messenger RNA from Lagopus muta (rock ptarmigan), 1254 nucleotides. RefSeq names its product chymotrypsin like elastase 3B (gene CELA3B). The coding region runs from base 376 to 1218 and encodes 280 amino acids. The transcript is spliced from 7 exons. Gene Ontology annotation, molecular function: serine-type endopeptidase activity. The record is from RefSeq and is a predicted model, not a curated record. NCBI's taxonomy places the organism in Eukaryota, Metazoa, Chordata, Aves, Galliformes, Phasianidae. Gene Ontology annotation, biological process: proteolysis.
GCUGCGGACGGGCACGCGGGGGAGAUGGGACUGGGGGGUGCAGCCGCCGGCUGUGGCGGCACCCGCACCCGCCCGGCAGGGCACCGGAGGCCGCGUGCCCCCCCCAAGGCUGGGUGUUAAUGAUUAACCCCGGCCCCACAGCUGCUUGGCUCCCAUGGGGCAGCACCCCGCUGUGCCCCCCGCAGGGCGCUGGGUCACCACCCCAUCCCCCUGCACUGUGCACAUUGGGAGGGCUUGCAGCCCCGACCCCAUAGGGCCAGCUGGGUACCGGCUGCCCGCUCCCAGGGUUGGCCUUGGGCCGGGGAGGGGCUCCGAUAAAGGGGGAAUUUAAGGCUGGCGGACGCCCUGUGCCACCUGGCCGAGCCCUUGAGCACAAUGCUUGCGCUCCUCAUCCCCCUGCUGCUGCUGGCUGGCGGCUGCCACUCUGCCAUGCUGCCCGGUGGGUCACGGGUUGUGAAUGGGCAGGAUGCGGUACCGUACAGCUGGCCAUGGCAGAUCUCACUGCAGUACGAGCGUGACGGCACCUUCCGGCACACCUGCGGGGGAACCCUCAUCGCACCCAGCUGGGUGAUGACGGCCGCACACUGCAUCUCCUCCACGCGCACCUACGAGGUGGUGCUGGGUGAGUACGACAUGAGCUCCGCCGAAGGCCCCGAGCAGCGCAUCCCCGUGGCGGCCGAUGACAUCUUCGUGCACCCCAAGUGGAACAGCCUCUGCUUGGCCUGCGGCAAUGAUAUCGCCCUGCUGAAGCUGCAGCACAGUGCUGUGCUGAACGAUUACGUGCAGACAGGGCAGCUGCCGCCCGCGGACACCGUGCUGCCCAACGGCUACCCGUGCUACCUGAGCGGCUGGGGGAGGCUGAGCACGGGGGGACCACUGCCAGACAAACUUCAGGAUGCUCUGAUGCCUGUGGUGGACUAUGAGCAUUGCACGCAGUCCGACUGGUGGGGCAGUCUUACCAUCCGCACCACGAUGGUCUGUGCUGGCGGCGCCGAGCAGGCCGGCUGCAACGGCGACUCGGGCGGCCCCCUGAACUGCCAGGCUGAGGAUGGGCACUGGGAGGUGCACGGCGUCGCCAGCUUUGUGUCUUCACUGGGCUGCGACACUCCAAAGAAGCCCACUGUCUUCACCCGCGUCUCUGCCUUUGAGGACUGGAUUGCUGAGGUGGGUGCUGGGUGCUGGGAUGGUGGGGUGCAGAAUGCCCAGGGUGUGGGGUGACGGGCUGCCAGGGGCCGGGACACCGGGGUGCUGCGG